UUGGUUUCGUGGAUUCAAUUUCGUUUAAUUCCAGAAAAUAAUCAGUUCUAUUGUGCAGUUGUGUUCUUCUACUUGACGAUAACGUUUUAUUGAUUAAUUGUUUAUAGUUUUCUUUCCUAAUAACUCCUAAAAAAUGACUGAAGUGCAGUUGCAAGAAUUCAAAUUGGACCCAGACUCGGAGCUACGUUUCGAGGUUGAAUCAAAGAAUGAAAAAGUGGUUUUAGAAGUUAAGAGUGGGUAUGCAGAGUUGUUUGGCACGGAGCUGGUGAAAGGGAAGCCUUACGAGUUCCACACGGGGGCGAAGGUAGCCGUGUUCACGUGGCACGGCUGCACGGUGGAGCUCCGGGGACGCACUGAAGUCAGCUAUGUGGCGAAAGAAACUCCUAUGGUCGUAUACUUAAAUGUGCACGCAGCACUUGAGCAACAGAGGGUGGCGGCGGAACAAGAGAAUACACGCGGCCCCGUGACCAUGGUGGUGGGUCCCGGAGACGUGGGCAAGUCCACGCUGACGCGGAUCCUGUUAAACUACGCCGUGCGGAUGGGUCGGAGGCCUAUAUUUGUUGAUUUGGAUGUUGGUCAAGGAAACAUUAGCAUCCCUGGAACUAUAGGUGCAAUGCUGGUAGAAAGGCCUGCGUCUAUCGAAGAAGGUUUCAGCCAACAGGCACCGCUGGUGUACCACUUUGGCCACAAGUCUCCCGGGGAGAACCUGGAGCUUUACAACACCAUUGUCUCGCGGCUAGCCGAAGUCAUCACCGAAAGGUGUGAAAACAAUAAGAAAGCGGCAACUUCAGGAGUUAUAAUCAAUACAUGUGGCUGGAUUAAGAAUGCCGGUUACAAAGUUCUCACACAUGCAGCGCAAGCUUUUGAGGUGACUAUUUCAUACUUCUACUUUAUAAUAUUUUGA
Ostrinia furnacalis (Asian corn borer) is the source of this 904-nucleotide messenger RNA. Its product is annotated as protein CLP1 homolog. The coding region runs from base 134 to 904 and encodes 256 amino acids. Lineage: Eukaryota; Metazoa; Arthropoda; Insecta; Lepidoptera; Crambidae. Gene Ontology annotation, biological process: tRNA splicing, via endonucleolytic cleavage and ligation. Gene Ontology annotation, molecular function: polynucleotide 5'-hydroxyl-kinase activity. Gene Ontology annotation, cellular component: nucleus. The transcript is spliced from 5 exons. The record is from RefSeq and is a predicted model, not a curated record.